Zootoca vivipara (common lizard) is the source of this 7279-nucleotide messenger RNA. It is a transcript of the gene SLC7A2, whose product is annotated as solute carrier family 7 member 2. The record is from RefSeq and is a predicted model, not a curated record. NCBI's taxonomy places the organism in Eukaryota, Metazoa, Chordata, Lepidosauria, Squamata, Lacertidae. Gene Ontology annotation, cellular component: plasma membrane. Gene Ontology annotation, biological process: L-arginine import across plasma membrane; L-ornithine transmembrane transport. Gene Ontology annotation, molecular function: L-arginine transmembrane transporter activity; L-lysine transmembrane transporter activity; L-ornithine transmembrane transporter activity.
UGAAGGCCUUGGUAUCAUUCUUUCUACAAUGCCUCAUGGCGGUUGGUCUUUGAGCAACUCAGUCUUCCUGUGGCUAACCUUUUUAAUCAUUUAUGGAAAGCAGGCACUGCGUUUCUUUCUCCUUUUCACCUUCCCUUACAUGUUUUAAAGGAUAUUUUUGAAAUGAGAUUGCCUACACUGAGGGGCUCUCCUGCCAGGUCAUGUCACCCUUUAUUACUUUAAAUAUGUAGAAAUUGCCCGGAGGAAUUUCCACCCAGCCUUCUCACGGUCCAUAGCAUUGUUGGUAUUAUUGCAAACAUCUGCUCAGAAGUAGGAGCUUUGAUCUGUGACUAUUUGCUGAAUUCAAGCACGGCGAGGGACAAAGCUGAGUUGCUCACUAACAUGUGUGGCAUGUUAGGAAAGUUGUGGUGUGUGCUGCUUAAUUCCAGGUCCGCUAAAGUCAGUGGCUGCUUGUGAAUGUCUGGAUGGCAGCCUACAACUGCCAUCAAAAGGACAUUUGUUCUGUUGAAAUCAAUGAUGUUUAAUUCUAGGUAAGUGUCACUGGAGGCCACCUUGGUCAUAGAUGUGCAUAUCAAUCAGAGUGGUUCUGCUGUGGCUUUGCAACAUUUUUUCUUCUAUAUUUAUUACAGUAAUUUAUAUUGCACAGAAAGCUACUCAAGGCAGGUCUCAAUUUUAAAAUAUGUAUUGGAAAAAUGCAAAUAAAACACGGUUAAAUAUAUUAAAAUUACAGGAAUUAAAGACAUUACGGAAGAGGCAGUAUUUAAUUUUUUAAAAAGCAUGUUGGAAUAAAACUGUGGGUAUUGUAAGUUAUUAUACAGCAAUGUAAUCUUGAUGGAGGAGUGGAACUGCAUGUGUCUCUUUUGUUCCUCACAAGGUCUUCACACUCAGGGUUUAUGUGCAGUGGCUGGAUUGUUUUGCGAGCACCAGUGCCAUACAGCAACUUUAAGCACUGCACCGACUGUUUGCCUUGUACUGCGUAAAAGCAAACACAUAGUUUAGAGAUCAUUUGCUUGGGUAAACUUCAGUUAUCACUGCAGCUUAUGGGGAAACAAUGUCUAAAGUUUGGCUUCCUGUGACUGCAUCCUGUACCCACUUACUGCAUUGAACUCAAUGGAAGUUACUUCCGAGAAGGCAUGUACAGUGGAACCCCGGGUUACGUACCAUCUGCCUUACGAACGCUUUGGUUAACGAGCUCUGCUAACCUGGAAGUAGAUGCUCCUAGUUGUGAACUUUGCCCAGGGAUGCAAGCGGAAGUCGCGCACCGGCAGCGGGAGGCCCCAUUAGCAAAAGUGUGCCUCAUGUUAAGAACGGUUUUGGGUUAAGAAUGGACCUCCGGAAUGAAUUAAGUUCGUAACCGAAGGUACCACUGCAUAGCAUUGCAUAAGUUAGAAGAGUGCCCAUUAGACCAUAGAAUCAGAGUUGGAAGGGACCUGCUUCAAUGCAGGAAACUUUGGGGCUCAAACCCAUGACCCUUAGAUUAAGAGUCUCAUGCUCUACCAACUGAGGUUAGGAUUUCUCUCCCCUCCCAACUUACAGUUAUUCCUUGAUUGCUGUAGAAUUACUUCUUUAUUAAGGCCAACCUACUAAUAACACAAAUACAGGUCAUCAGUAUGACUGAUCACAGUGAUAUCCUUGAACGAUAUGCAACUGAUGCAUUUGAGAACACAGGGAGUGUUUCUUUUCUAGCUCUCUUUAACAAUUCAGUUGAUGGUAUUAGCUGGUGCAGGGCUUCACGGGCUAUACUAACGGAUGGAAGUAGGGAAUGGGGAGAGGGAAAACAUUCUAGUACCAACCUGCCAUUCUAGACCUACUUUCCCCUCUAAGCAACUAUGUGGAAGUUGAGCAGGUGAUGUGCCUACACAAGAAGCCAUCUGGAAACUCCUCAGUUCAUGUCUUGAGGUUCAUGAUGGAAGAAAGAUAGGAUGUAAAUUAAAGUGUCUGGAGCACUGGACUGAGGAAUGUGGGAGAAAUGUGCUGUUUCUUUUUAACCCACUCCCCACAUCACAUUUCUGCUUCGUAUGUGAACUCAUGUCUACCAUUGUUCUACCAUGGUUUGUUGAUUGUGACUUGGAGCCUCAUUUCUGAAGCAUAAUACAGUGAAACCUCUACUUACCACCAUAAUCCGUUCCGGCGGCCCGUCCUUUAGGCGCAGCGGGUUGCUGGUAGAAGCGCUGUUGUGCAGACAUUCAGGGCACACACUGCUGGAAACUAGUUCUAGCUUUUCUUAUGUAACACUUGCGGGUUAAAAUUUGACACUCUCAGUUUAUAGAAUCAUAAAAUUGUAGAGGCGGAAGGGACCCUGAGGAUCAUCUCGUCCAGCCCCCUGCAGUGCAGGAAUAUGCAGCUGUUCCAUAUGGGAAUGCAACCAUGCUGUAACCAACUGGGCCUUCCAGAGAAAUGUCAAUAAAAUGCCCUAAUCCAGAUACGGAGAUCUGUACAUGGCGGUAGGCUUCUGUGUAAUGCUUCCUGGAGCAGGAACUGCGUUGUGCAUCGGGAUGUGAGCGCUGUCAGAACAGCUUUUGUUUCCAGUGGACACAUUAUCCUUGUCUUCGGGCCAGGUGUAAACAACAUUUUCCCGUGUACAGUGGUGCCUUGACUUACGAAUUUAAUCCGUUCCGAAGGUACCUUCGUAAGUCGAAAAAUUCGUAAGUCAAAAAACGGCAUUGGAGACGCGUUUUCCCAUAGGAAUGCAUUGGAAACGGAAAAAUUUGUAAGUCGAAGCAACCCUAUCUAAAAAUUCGUAAGUCGAAAAAUCCCUAUCUAAAAUGGCUGCAGUUUUUUCCGGAUGUCGAGACAUAUGUAAGCGCGCGGCCAUUACCCCCAUUCGUAAGUCGAAAAAUUCGGUUGUUGAGUCGUUCGUAAGUCGAGGUACCACUGUAUCUUUGAGCUUUGAAUGCAUAGCUCUAGUUGAUUGAACCAAUUAAACUGAUCAAAACUUCCUUGUUAGAUAUGCCAAGUUACCAAACUAGUUUUGUGAGUAUGUAUACAGUAUAACAUAUGCCCAGUUUCCACAGGGAAAGAAGCCAAAGUGACUUCGCCUUCCAUGUACAAUGGGAAUGACUUAUACGAAUAGCAAAGCUCCCCCCUCCUUUGUUUGGCAAAUAGGUGGGCACGCUCAGUGUCAUCCAAUCACAUGUGGCUGCUUUUCCUCCACCCCCUAUCAGCAAGCAGCUCCACACCACCUCCCUGUUUCUACUUUUAAGGCAGAUGUUUAAGUAAAAUCAAUCUGAACCAUUUGCUGCCUACACUUACAGAUACAGGAAUUCAUAUAAUCUGAACGUUAUUGUUGGGUGAGUAAAGCUUGGGCUGAACGUUGGGGUCCUUCAUCCAGAAUGAUAACCUGUGGACCAGUCUUCUCGUUUGCCCGGUGCAUCUUGCGGAGAAAAAUCGUCACUGUGGACAGCCUUGAAGAUAGCAAAUUAUGUCGCUGUUUAUCCACCAUGGACCUUAUUGCCCUGGGAGUAGGAAGCACCCUCGGUGCUGGCGUUUACGUCCUUGCUGGAGAAGUUGCAAAAGCAGAUUCCGGACCUAGCAUUGUAGUUUCUUUCCUCAUAGCAGCCUUGGCUUCCGUGAUGGCAGGGCUUUGUUAUGCAGAAUUUGGCGCUCGCGUUCCAAAGACUGGCUCUGCCUAUCUGUAUACUUACGUCACUGUUGGUGAACUCUGGGCUUUUAUCACAGGCUGGAAUCUCAUUUUGUCUUAUGUCAUUGGUACAUCAAGUGUAGCAAGGGCGUGGAGUGGUACCUUUGAUGAACUCCUUGGGAAACAAAUUGGUUACUUUUUCAGGACCUACUUCAGAAUGAAUUAUUCUGGUCUAGCAGAGUACCCAGAUUUUUUUGCAGUCUGCCUUAUAUUGCUCCUAGCAGGCCUAUUAUCAUUUGGAGUCAAAGAAUCUGCAUGGGUGAAUAAAAUCUUCACUGCUGUUAACAUCUUGGUCCUCCUCUUCGUGAUGACUUCUGGUUUUGUGAAAGGCGAUCUUCAGAACUGGAAGAAAACUGAAGAAUUUCUUAUAAACUACACAGUAUACAUAGGAAACCUGUCAUCUUCUGAAAAUGUGACAAGUGCAUUUGGAGUUGGUGGCUUCAUGCCAUAUGGCUUUACAGGAACACUGGCUGGUGCUGCAACCUGCUUUUAUGCUUUUAUAGGAUUUGAUUGCAUCGCAACAACUGGGGAAGAAGUCAAGAAUCCCCAGAAAGCCAUACCUAUUGGGAUUGUAACUUCCUUGCUUGUCUGCUUCUUGGCCUACUUUGGUGUUUCAGCUGCUUUAACUCUGAUGAUGCCAUACUAUUUAAUCGAUGAGAAAAGUCCUCUCCCUGUAGCCUUUGAGUAUGUUGGAUGGGGCCCAGCGAAAUAUGUUGUAGCAGUGGGAUCUCUGUGUGCUUUAUCAACAAGUCUCCUUGGAUCCAUUUUCCCAAUGCCACGUGUAAUCUAUGCUAUGGCGGAGGAUGGGUUGCUUUUCAAAUGUCUAGCUCGUAUCAAUCCCAAAACGAAGACUCCUGUUGUUGCUACUUUGUCAUCAGGUGCUGUAGCAGCUCUGAUGGCUUUUCUCUUUGACCUAAAAGCUUUAGUAGAUAUGAUGUCCAUUGGUACGCUUCUUGCGUACUCGCUAGUAGCAGCGUGUGUCCUCAUUCUUAGGUACCAACCCACUUUAAACUAUGAACAACCAAAAUAUUCAGCAGAAAAAGAAGCUCUUGCGGGAUCAGAGAGAGAAAGUACGAAUGAAUCUCAAAUGAGUAUGGUACCAGGUCACAGUUUCAGCUUACAAACACUGAUUAAUCCAUCAAGUUUGCCCACGGAACAGUCUGCCACCAUGGUUAGCUUUCUUGUAUGUCUGUUGGCUUUCCUGAUUUGUGGCUUAAGCAUUCUGGCCACCAACGGGAUUCAUCUUCUUGCCAAUCUGGAGCCUUGGAGUAUUUGUCUCUUUGCAGUACUUUCAGUGCUGUUUAUCACCAUUGUACUUGUCAUCUGGAGGCAACCUCAGAGUCAGCAGAAAGUAGCAUUUAUGGUUCCACUCCUGCCAUUUUUGCCAUCUUUGAGUAUCUUGGUGAAUAUUUACUUAAUGGUACAACUAAGUGGAGAGACUUGGAUCCGGUUUAGCAUCUGGAUGGCGAUUGGCUUCUUCAUUUACUUUGCUUAUGGCAUCCGACAUAGUGUGGAAGGCCGUCCUAGGGUGGAAGAUGAAGAUGAUGAGGACGACAGCUGCUCCGAAAAAAGCGCAGUGCCAAAAAAGAACUAUGUAAAAGAAGCAAACGAGAUUGAAAAUGCAAGUGAAAGUGCUCAGUUUAUUACACAUGAAAGGACAAGUGAAUGUUAAUGGUUGCUAACUACCAUGCUGUAUACGUCUUUUGAGUAGUGUAACGGAAUGUAGUUGUGUCAUUUGGGGGGGGGGGGGUUGGAAUGGCAAAACACUUGCUCCUGAAAGAUUAGCAGUAACAUACUUGUGCUUUGUGAAAACAAUUAAUACUGGUGUAAACGGACUGCUAGAUAUUUCAUCCAGUGAAGAUUUACCUCAAAUUGUGGUUGCUUGAAGUAAAAACCGCCAAGAAAGUGGAGGGGAACAAACUCCUGUCAGUUGAUUUUGCCUGUUGUGCUAAAAAUGUUGGGAAUUUCCUUAGCGCACCAUCCUACAACUUGAAUUGGCAUAAUGUUAUAUAAUUAGGAAUGUUUAAAGGUGGGAAGCUGAACCAUUUUAGGUUGUGUUAUUGGGGACACAUUUUCUUGUUUCUGUCUUUUUAAAAUGUGCGUAGCAGUGGUAAAUAACUAGGUAGCUAAACUGUUUAGCCUCUCAAAAUUUAAAAAAGGGAAGAAGAAAAAACCUUUUUAAAAAAGCCAGUUACCCAGAUGAGUACAUAGGGUAUACACAGAGCAGAAACUUGGCUGGCUUUUGCAUUGUGAUGUAGUGCUUCUCUAUUUUAAAAAGUGUUAAAUUUUUGCUGCCACUGUAUAUGCAAAUAACGUAUGCCGUGAACAUCCUUUUGAAAAGCAGUGUUUGUAAUGCCUAACAUAUGGAUCAGCUCCAUAUAGAAUGUUUUGAAAUUACCUUUUACCAGUCGUGUUCCAAGUUCUCCUUCUCGGUGAAUCAGAAAGUCACGCUACAUGGUUCCUAAGAUGUAAGAAACUUCAGAACAGUGGCAAACAGCAUGUGCCUGGGGAACUGGGAAUUUUUCAAGUCCAGGUGCACCUAUGGAAUUGCCCUGUGUUAGUGCUGAAUGUGUAAACCCUCUGAGGUUGUAAGUAGCUGCCCUAGGUCCAUUGACUGAUGAACUGUGUACCUUCCGUGUCUCUGGUCCACCAAGUAUAUUUAUUAAUUUCUGUAACUAAGGAAAAUGAAACUGUCGGCCAUAAAUUGGCUGCAUUCAGAUAUCACAGUAAACCAUGGCUGCUUAUGAUGCGGACAAGCUGUAGUGAACCUCGGGCUUGUAUGCUUCUCCCCUUUCAUCCUCUUCUCUGGCGUGGCCACAAGAUGGAAUUUGGAAGUUUGAACUUCUGCUUUUGAGUAACCGCAGCAGAGCAUUUUUGCCCCAAACCAACAAAUUGUCAGUAAUCUUAAUUGUGGCUUGUUUGAAAUAGACUAAAUUUAAAUCAUGAGCUGUUAAGCUGGCUUAUUUUAACAAACCAUAAUUAAGAUUAACCACGGUUUAGGGUUCAGCUGCAGCUCUAAAGAACAAUUUAUAAUAAUAAAAAUAGCCAUGAAAGCUUCCAGCCUGCAAGGCUGCACUUAAUAAAUAUAACAUGGAUUAUGAUGAGGAUUGAAUUCAGCCAUUGUGUAUUUUUUGCCCUUGCAGGAGGUACUAUUUCUUUCAGUGGAUUCUACUGUAGUCAUAACUUAGCUAACAUUUUUGUAUAAAUCAUGAACAGAAAUUUAGAUUUUUCAGGGAAUGUGUUCCAUCUCCUUAAAAGAGACAGGUAUUUGGAGGGGAGAGUGGAGUAAAAAAAGAAUAGAAAGAAAUCUAAUUCAAAUAACAUUUAAGAAUACAGUUAUGUUUUUUGAAAUAACAUUUUAUAAAUGAAAUUUGAGGCAGGCAUAUGCACCAAAAGAUCAUCUUGGUUACAUUAUUAUCACUCAUGUAUACAGUCAUAACUUGGCAUUGUGGCUGAUGGGCAAGUUGUAUUUCUGGCACACAUGUGUUUUCUCCACACAUUAAUUUGUGUAUGAAGCAGCAUAUGUAUGUGUGAGGGACAGGGGAUAUCGCGAAGUCCCUCCCCUCCUGAGUUCAAGCCCAUCCCCGAGCACAGGGGAAAGCAGAGAGAGUUCCGAUUCCAGUGGGGAAGCAGGAAGUC